Molecule: messenger RNA, 1628 nt
Organism: Plectropomus leopardus (leopard coralgrouper)
Lineage: Eukaryota; Metazoa; Chordata; Actinopteri; Perciformes; Serranidae
Gene: kansl2
Product: KAT8 regulatory NSL complex subunit 2
Cellular component (GO): NSL complex
Source: RefSeq, a predicted model, not a curated record
GUUAUCGAGCAGGAAAACCUACGUAGUGUGCUGCUGAAGCUAAACCAGGUCGGACCGCUGUCAAAAAGACUUGCAAUGAACCGGAUACGAAUCCACGUUUUGCCUUCGAGUCGGAACCGGGUGACCCAGACACCCCGUCCUCAGGAGCCACAGGCCUGCUCCUUUACACAGCGACCGUGCUCUCAGCCCCGCCUGGAAGGCCUCGAGUUCUGCAUCAAACACAUUUUGGAGGACAAAAACGCCCCAUACAAGCAGUGCAGCUACGUCUCUGCCAAGAACGGCAAGCGUUGCCCCAAUGCUGCACCAAAAGUGGAGAGGAAAGAUGGAGUCACAUUCUGUGCAGAGCAUGCUCGCAGGAACGCCAUGGCCCUCCGAGCUCAGAUGAGAAAGGCAACGGCCGGUCCGUCCCCAGAGUCCCUGUUGUCCCAGCUUAGUGGAUACAACCGAGCAGAGACGCACAGCAUCGACGGAGGCCGCUCUGAAGCUAGCCGUAUUCUUGAUGAGGACAGUUUGAGUGAGGAGGAGCAGGGUCCGUUAGUCCUGGACCAGACAUGGAGAGGAGACCCUGACAGUGAGGCUGACAGCGUCGACAGCGAUCACGAGGAUCCUCUAAAACAUGCAGGGGUGUACACAGCAGAGGAGGUGGCACUCAUCACACGAGAAAAACUCAUCCGGCUUCAGUCCCUCUACAUCGACCAGUUCAAACGCCUGCAGCACCUGCUUAAGGAGAAAAAGCGCAGAUACCUGCACAACCGCAAAGUGGAGCAUGAAACUCUCGGGAGCAGUCUGCUGACGGGGCCCGAAGGUCUGUCCAUGAAGGAGAGGGAGAACCUGAAGAAGCUCAAAGCGCUGCGCCGAUAUCGUCGUCGGUACGGUGUGGAAGCCCUGCUGCACCGACAGCUCAGGGAGAGGAGGCAGGCUGUGACAGAAGGAGCGCCUCAGCCACACACAAGAACAGUGCAUGAGAAGUGCAUCGCCUUUGUGGAGGGAACCCGAUGUACCAACCCCUGCCUGCCCAUGACCCGGCACUGCGUCUCACACAUCUUCCAGGACAGCAAUCAAGUGCUUUUCAAAAUGUGUCCAGGCAUGAAAGACAUCCCAUGUGAACGCACCGUGCACAUGGGUCAGUCUGACGAUCCCCGCUGCCCGCUUCACCUCACCCUGCCUCCCCCCAUGUACCAGCCUGAGCAGGAGCCGCCGCCACAGGAGCAGAUCACCCCUGCAAGCAGAGACAUGUAUCUGAGUGCGGCAGAGCUUCAGCCCACAGAGAGCCUUCCUCUAGAGUUCAGUGAUGACCUGGAUGUGGAAGGGGACGGUAUGCAGGGUCCUCCGUCCCCCCUACAGUUUGACACGGCCCUGGCCCUGGAGGACCAGACCAUCAGAGCCAUCGCCGAGGCCCCGAUGGACAUCCUGACUGGUGAAGACCCAGACCAGGUGGACCUGGACGCCUCGGGACAGGAGCUCUCAGAAAGAGACGUGGAUGCCAUCAUGCAUGACCAGGUUAACUCUCAGUCAGGGUCAUCUUGAGUCGUUCUUGUCAAUGAUGACGCCCAUACGCUGUGCGGCUAAAAACAACACUACAAUGGCUUUGUAUGUAAUGUAUGGGUCUAAUAAAAUCUUGGUCACAA